UGAGCAAAUAUCCUCUGCCAAAUUCAAAUGCAUUCUGAGAAUGAGAAACAAGAAGAUGAAGUUGUUUUGGAUCCAGAUCAAAUUGAAGUGGAUUUGAAUCACGCUAGAAUAGGCAAAAUUGAAAAUUUAGAUGGUCUUACGUGCGUUAAAAAUCUUUGCUUACGGAACAAUUUAAUAAAUAAGAUAGAAAACUUAGAAUGUAUAUCAAACACGUUGACAGAAUUGGAUUUAUACGAUAAUCAAAUUGAUAAAAUCGAAAAUUUAUCAUCACUUAUAAACUUAGAAAUAUUGGACUUAUCAUUUAAUCAAAUAUCAGUGCUUGAAAAUUUAGAUACUUUAGUUAAUUUAAAAAAGCUCUAUUUGGUCAACAAUAAAAUCAAAGUGAUUCAAAACCUUAAUAACCUUAUAAAAUUGGAACUUUUAGAAUUAGGCUCAAAUCAAAUAAAGAAUAUUGAAAAUCUUAGUCAUUUAACACAAUUAGAAGAACUUUUUUUGGGUAAAAACAAAAUUGCAAAAAUAUCUGAUCUAAGUUCUUUAUCCAAACUUAAAUCACUGAGUUUGCAAAGUAAUCAUAUUACAAAAAUUGAAGGUUUGAGUACUCUAAAACAUUUAGAAGAAUUAUAUAUUAGUCAUAAUGGUAUAAAUAUGAUUGAAGGAUUGGAGAGGAAUCUCACUUUGACUACAUUAGAUAUUGGAAACAACCGAAUUUCAAAAUUGCAACAUCUAUCUAAUUUAACCAAUUUAAUUGAAUUUUGGUGUAGCAAUAAUAAUAUAUCUGACUGGAAUGAUUUAGAAGAACUUAAGAAUGCUAAAAAACUUGCAACUGUAUAUUUAGAAGGAAAUCCAAUAGAAAAGGAUCCUCAAUAUCGAAGAAAAAUUAUGCUGGAAUUGCCUUCAAUUAAACAAAUUGAUGCUACAUUGUGUCGAAUGUAAAAAUGAAUAUCUUUUUCUUUGUAUUCAAUAAUUGCAUUUAUUUAUUUUCUAUAUUACACAUUAAAAAAAUAGAGCACAUAAUAAAAUUUAAGUUUUUAUUCUGAA
Molecule: messenger RNA, 1038 nt
Organism: Gordionus sp. m RMFG-2023
Lineage: Eukaryota; Metazoa; Nematomorpha; Gordioida; Chordodea; Parachordodidae
Product: protein phosphatase 1 regulatory subunit 7-like
Exons: 2
Coding region: 28-933 (301 amino acids)
Molecular function (GO): protein binding
Source: RefSeq, a predicted model, not a curated record